AUGAAGUUCACAUUAUCCGAAAAUGCGUUUCCUGAAUUGCAUCUGUCGAAAGAACACCAAGAGGAAUUAGCUGAAGAAGCAGAGGAUGUCGUGCGCGACACGCUUGCUGCUAACAAAGCCUUUCUUGCUGACAACGCAACAUUUCGAGACCCCAAAUGGAACCUAGUGAAGGCAAAAGAUGGACUGAACGUGUAUUGUCACCAGCGGACGUCGACCAGGAGGAGCCCCACAAAAUUCAAAGUACCGCAUAGAAGGAGUUCCUUUUUGCCGGUCCUCUUAAAUGCAUCUCAGGUCACAGAUCCUUCGGGGGCUAGUAGUACCGGCGAGAUUGGUACCGAUCUAACAGCUUCAUUGUCUGCAUCGGCCGUGGAUGAGAAAAUGAGGCGACCUGAAGGCUUUCAAGUGGUUCUUCAUGGAACUGUGGACGGAAAUCUGGACGAUGCCAUGUUUGGGACCUUUGCCGCUACAAACCAGGCUUGGAUGUGGCGCAGCUCGCAUAUCAACGACCGUCUGGAUGAUGCACGUGUGUUGGCGACCAUUAGAGGCCCGACAGAGCAAGACCCUUUUCGUUUCCUGGGUAUCAAGUGGUUUGCUAGAGAAUGCCCUGCUAUGCUUGUGGGUAUCGUGCAACAACGAGAUUACCUCAUUCUUGAGGCCACGGGGCUUACACGUGACUCAAAUGGCGAGAGAGUGGGUUAUUUUCUCAUGCACUCGAUAUCUCUGCCUCGUAUGAUUCCAGAGCUCUCAGAACUUGGGCUGCUUCGGGGAGACUUGAGUCUCUGCUAUAUCUACCGUCAAUGCGGCCGUGGUAAAGUCGAAACGUUCUGCAGAUGUUUCAGCAAUCCUCGAGGCAAGAUUGUCGAUUGGAUGGCUGUGGCUUUCUUAGCUGACUCGCUCAUCUGCGCGGCCAGGAUUGUUGACUACGCCUAUAUCAAGAAGUUGACGUGGCUGAUGAAGCACAAAGGUGGCCAAAGUACAUCGAGUGAACGACGGACUCGAAGUCAUCGUCCCAAGCAGUGUGAUACCUGCAACAAAGUUUUUACCAAGUUCACACUAUCUACCGCCGCGUCGGGGGUGACUUGUCAGAUCUGCCGUCGUGUAUUAUGUGGCAGGUGUAGCGUUGUGAAAAAGAUGACAGUCGACGUGUCCGACACUGGAGCAGUAAAGCAGUGUGCUCUUCGAUUCUGUCUCGAGUGUCUACACGAAGCUAAAGAACAAUCUGUUUGGGAGAUAGCGCGGAACACCUCUUCGGAUACUUCUUCCGCUACGGGUUGA
This is a messenger RNA of Peronospora farinosa, 1275 nucleotides long. The record is from the annotation of a GenBank genome assembly. NCBI's taxonomy places the organism in Eukaryota, Oomycota, Peronosporomycetes, Peronosporales, Peronosporaceae.